AUGACCACUUUUAACCGUAUUAUAGUAGGUAAAAAGUUCAAAGAAAUUCAAGUUCCCGAAGAAAGUAUCUACAACUUGAUCACCGACUCCACAGAAACUCAGAAGUCUCAUACAAGAUAUCAAUCUAAGUUUAAUCCAUCGACAAAAAAGUUUUACGAGUCUGUGAAAAUGCCUCACCAAACAAUGGGUUUUGUAAAAACCGUCUCCAAUCCUGAGGAUUAUCUGAAAAAGCGAAGUAGAAGCGCCAAGAAAAAAGAAAUUCCACCUUGCUCGUGUAUAAAAAAAGAACACAAAAAGCCCCCUAUUCCCAAACUCGAUGACAUCUCUCCUUUGAUGCAUGACAAAAGAGACUUCAUCAAGUUCAAUGUGCUGAAUGCACUGAGGAAGCCCGCCAUGAUGCCUGCCAGAAAAACAGUGGACACAAGAAAAGGAGACGUCUUUCUGCUCGAAUUUUCUGGUUUGGUCCCUAAAUUCAGCAUGAAAAAGGAGUUUGGUAAGAUGCCCAAAUAUCUUGUUAAACGAAAAGAAGAUUUAGAUUAUGCUAGAGAAGUAUUUAUGAAGGAGAAUGCUGUUGAACGACCUAGAAUGUUAACUGAAGAGGAGAAGGAUCAGUUAAUUAAGGGUUUGAGGGCAAAUCUUGAAGAGUUAAGCAAAAGAUAUUUGACACUACCUCUGGUCAUUGAUACCAAACUGCUUCAACAUCGAAAGCUGGAAUUGGAGAGAAAACUGGGAAGUUUGGAACGUGAUACUUACUUUUUAGAGAGGAACAAAGAUGUAGAUAUUUAUGUACUGCCAGAAUAUUCAUAAUCUAGCGACACAAUAACUCAUCAGCCGUACGAAUCGAUCUCAUAGAAAAACAAUGUCCCGAAAAAAUAUUUGUUACUAUGAUUAUAUAAUUUCAACUGUUGUG
This is a messenger RNA of Uloborus diversus, 910 nucleotides long. Its product is annotated as enkurin-like. The record is from RefSeq and is a predicted model, not a curated record. Gene Ontology annotation, molecular function: calmodulin binding. Gene Ontology annotation, cellular component: acrosomal vesicle. The transcript is spliced from 5 exons. The coding region runs from base 1 to 807 and encodes 268 amino acids. NCBI's taxonomy places the organism in Eukaryota, Metazoa, Arthropoda, Arachnida, Araneae, Uloboridae.